Messenger RNA from Cladocopium goreaui, 4197 nucleotides. Lineage: Eukaryota; Dinophyceae; Suessiales; Symbiodiniaceae. The record is from the annotation of a GenBank genome assembly.
AUGACUAAUGCGCCAUUUUGGCUCAAGCCCCUCGGUCGCCUCUUUCCGGUCGCGCGUCCGAUGGGCUUCGACCCCGUCCUCUUGGGGCUCCGUGGCGCCACCCUGCGCGCCUCCUGCGACGGGGCCACCAUCUCCUUCCCCCUGGCUACCUGGCUCACCCUUGGUGGCUCCGUCGGCCCCAUCCCUCCCGGCCCCCCUCCCGCUCCCCAGAGCACUCCCCCGCCCCCGCGCUCCCCUACCAGCCCGGACUUCGCGCGCAGCCCUUCCCCCACCCCGCCCUCCUCCCCCCACCGCUCCAGCCCACCGGUCCAGCUCCGCUCUCGGGCGGCCUCCUCCCCCAGCGUCUCCCCCGCUCCUGCCCGGCGGCGAGGCUCCCCCAUCCCCUCGCCGCGCCGCCGCGCAACCCCGCCUCCCGCGGCGCGCCCCGCGGGUCACCCGAGCGCGGCCGGCCCCGCGAUAUCGCCGCGCCGCCGCCCCCCCCGCCAGCCCUCCCACCUCGCCCCCCGGCGUCCCGCCGCGGGGCGGCCUUCUUGGUCCGCCCCACCCCGCGUCGGUCCCCCCGGCUGCGAGGCGCCCCUCCACGCCUGCGCCACCCCUUUCAAGGCAAGCAGCCCGGUGCAGCGGGGAAGCCCGGUGCAGCGGCGGCGGCACCGUCUGGCGGAGCCAAACGAGAGCCUUGAGGCCGGACGGGCUGUGGGCCCCUAUCCACCCGUGUUAAGACGUUCUUACGGGCGACGCCCCGGCCGCCCCCCUCGGCUCAAGCAUGGCAACCCGAACCCCUUUGGCACCCCGCCGCCCCAGCAACCCCACGGGCAAUGUCCCAUCUGCAUGGAACCCGUCCUCACCCCUUGCCCCACCCGCCACCAACCCACGUUUUGGCCUGGCUGCGGACACGCGUACCACCUCUCCUGCAUAGCGCGCACGCGCGCCCGCGUCCACCCCUCCACGUGCGCGCUCUGCCGGGCCCCAUGGGUCCCUGCCCAAGAUCCCGCUCUGUCCGCGGCCUGCAACGAUCUUGGCAUCAACCCGUACCAAGAUUCGGAAAGCGACUGCCCCCGGCCAGGGUCCCCACCACCCCCCCCACCUUCCACAGGCUCCAUCCCCCCCUGCCCCCGUGGCAAUGCCAGCGCCCUACGCGCCUCCGAGCCAGUGCGCCCGCCACCUCAGUGGCAUCACCAAGGGCCACCCCACCAGCCAGUGCGAGCAACAGCCACCUCCUGUGCCGCCUCCCCAGCCGAGCGCAGCCCUCCGCUCCCGGCAGCUCAACCAUGGCAUCACGCCGGGCCGCCCCAGCAACCCAUCCUGGCAGGCGCCAACAGCUGGCUCUACGUUCCACUGCUCCACGCGUCCACUGGCGACCUCGCAGCGGACACGCUCGCCGCCUGGCGCGCAGCGCCACAAGCCAUGCCUUGGUGGGACGAAGCGCGCGCCACCCUGGCCGCCGCGCCUCCACAGUCCCCUGAACUGCUCAUCGAGGCAUUGCGCCAGCACCCAGCCCCUCACGGUGCCGCUGCUGCUGCCGCCCUCACUGCGGCCCGGGCCAGCCUGCCGCGCCCCACGCAAGUCCACCUUGGCUGGGCUUGCCGCCAACUGGCAGACCCCACCGGCUACAUCCCGGCAGCACCCCAAGAAGUCCUUCUUCAGAUUUACGGGGGCUUAGCGCUGGCGGCAGCGCUCGACCAACACUCCAACCGCUUCCGGGUCCCCCCUCUGGCCCCCGUCGCUGCCCCGCCACUGGCGCACCCGCGCCGAGCUCCCGCGGCGCCUUCCACUGGCGCCGUAGUGCCCGUGCCCGACUCCGAUGAGGAGCGCGCCUUCACCGGCGAAGGCCCCCCCAGCCCUACCCCCAGCACCAUAUCCGACGACAGGAGCCAACUCGACAGGCCAGAGCACACGCCCCCGCCCGCGGCUGCUAGCGCCAUCCCCGCACGAGCGUGGGCAUGGCUGGACUCCCUUGACCUCGCCGCAGAACUGCGGAGGCCGUGCGCUGUCACACGUUCCCCUCCAGCUUUCCUGCGCGCCCACCUCAGCCGCGCCUUCCUGGUGCCCAUGCGCAUCCUUACCCAAAGCCGGGCCACGCAGCUCCAACAACAGCGUGCCUGGACCUUGUUCCUGCUCAUCCCCCGGCUACUGCUCCACCGCAGCCCGGACCGUGGCGCGGAGGGUCGGGCGGCGCUUCUGCAACGUGCCGCCCACUUCCAAGCGGGUGCAUGGGAAAAUCUUUACGGCGCCAUCCCUCCGGCUGCCCCCCGGCCGGCGUCCCCGGCUCCUGUCAACCCACAAACCCGCCGUCAUGCCCAAGCCUGUGCGCAAGUGCGCCAAGGCAACCUAUCCCGCGCCAGGCAUACUCUCACCCACCCAGCGUUGGCGCCGGGCACUCCCGCCACGUUGGCCGCCCUUAGGGAUCCCGAUCGCCGCCCCCCUCAACUCCGACGACCAAUCCCGGACCACUUGACACGACCGCUGCCAGCCACGCCUCUCCGCCUCACCCCGGCAGAGAUUGGCGACGCGCUGCGCACUGCGAAGCGUGGCGCCGCGCCUGGGCUUUCCGGCAGCACCAUGGAUCACUACAAAGUCCUCCUCGAGGACGAGGAAGCGAUCGCCCACCUCACAGCAAUGGUCAAUAAAUUGGCGAACGCCGAUGUGCCCCCUCCCGCGCAGCGUGGGUUUGUCGCGUUGGGGGUGCCGAUCGGCCACCCGGCGUUCAUCGCCUGCCACUUGCAAGCCCGUCUGGCCGCGGAAGCCGAGCUCCUCGAGGAGCUCCCGCGCCUCCCCGACCUGCAAGCGGCCUGGCUCCUCCUCCUGUUCUGCGCCGCACCACGCGCACAACACAUCCUCCGUACUGUCCCCCCCUCCCAGUGCUUCGAAUACUCCACGGGGCAUGACGCGGCCAUCUGGGACACCCUUCUGGCCUUGCUUGGGGAACAACGGCCAUGCCCCCAUUUGGCAGAAGCACGCCGCUUGGCGUUCCUGCCUGGCAGACUUGGUGGCCUCGGCCUUACCAGCGCGGAGCUUUUAUCCCCCGCUGCGUAUUGGGCCGGAUGGACAGACGCGCUGGGCACCCUGCGCCCCCGCGUCCCGGACAUCGUCGCCGCCUGCGGCCGGGAGCUGCUCCAAGAGGGCGACCCGCAUGCGCCCUGCAUCCGAGAACUCGUCGCGGCUGCCGCCCGCCUCGAUGCAGCCGGCUGGGCCACCAGGCCAGCUUGGGCCCAACUCCUAAAUCCGAGCCGAGCCUAUGGCGCCACGGCUGGCAACACCCCGCAGCUCUCGCUGUCACUACAUCCUUCCGAGAGCAAGAGGUGUUUCCCGCCCAUGACACCGGCGACUCGUGCUUUGGUUCGCUCCCAAUCCGGCCCGGCUGCCGGGGCUUGGCUCACCGCCAUCCCGACGGAGCCAGCUACCACACUGGCACCCCACCUCAUGGCCAUCGCCCUCCGGCGCCGCCUCCGGCUCCCCCUGCCGCUCACAACAGCCAGGUGUGGACAAGUGCCAAAUACUCACGGCUGUGGCCGCCUCGUCGAUCCGUUGGGCGACCACCUGGCCGCCUGCCCUCGAACCGGCGCUCUAGCUCGCCGCGGACACCUCAUGGAGCAGGCUUGGAUCAAAAUUUGCCGUGAAGCAGUUGGGCCAGAGGGCCGCGUGGUCCCCCAACAAUGGCUCAACAGAACCACGGCGCCAGGCGUUCCUCCCGAGGACCGGCGCCGGCUCGAUCUCGUGGUCCACGGGGCCACCGCCUUGGGCGUGGCUCUAUGCUGCGAUGUGACAGUCGUCUCGCCCCUCACCAGCACAGGGCGACCUCUCCCCCGCGCGGCAACCCACGACGGGACCGCCUUGCAGCUGGCACGAGCCCGCAAGCACCGUCGGUACCCAGAGCUGCUCCGCGCCGGAGGCCACCGCUUCCUCGUGCUCGGCGCCGAACUCGGCGGCCGCUGGGACCAGGAGUGCCACGAUCUCGUGCGCACCCUCCUCGCUGUGCGAGCCCAGCGCGAACCUGCGGCCAUCCGGGCAGCCGCCAUUUCUGGCUGGCGCCGCCGCUGGUGGGCGGUCCUCGCCUGUGCGCUCCAGCGUGCAACAGCCAGCACGUUGCUGGGCGGGGUGUGGCUGGCUCCGGCUCAAACCACCGGCACCGCGCCCACUUUGGCAGCCGUGCUGGACUGGGCUGACCCUCCAGCCCUCAGCCGCUUGCCGCUGCGCUAG